UGUUCUGUUGGCUGGGAAUCCACGUGCAUUCGGGCUACCUGAGCAGUAAUCUGUGAAUCUGUUCUCCCGGACAAGCAGGCGCUGAAACAGAACCUAGACCAUACAGCUCUUUAGACUCCAGACUUCAGACCUCAGACUUCACCUGAAGUAAGCCAUUGAUGGGCUCGGACAAGGCCAGGUUCCAGCACCUAGGAUGGUGGGUCCUUGUGCUCACUGUCUUGCUGGGAGCCUGCCAGGCAUACCCCAUCCCAGACUCCAGCCCCCUCCUCCAAUUUGGGAACCAAGUCCGUCAACGGUACCUCUACACAGAUGACGCCCAGGAGACAGAGGCCCAUCUGGAGAUCAGGGCUGAUGGCACAGUGGUGGGGGCUGCCCCCCAGAGCCCCGAAAGUUUGUUGGAGCUCAAAGCCCUGAAGCCAGGUGUAAUUCUAGUUUUGGGAGUCAAGACAUCCAGGUUCCUGUGCCAGAGGCCAGAUGGGACACUGUAUGGAUCGCUCUACUUUGACCCAGUGGCCUGCAGCUUCCGGGAACUGCUUCUUGAGGAUGGGUACAACGUUUACCAGUCCGAGGCCCGAGGCCUCCCACUCCGCCUGACCCCCCACAACUCCCGGUCUUGGAACCUGGUCUCCCAGGGUCCCACCCGCUUUCUGCCACUGCCAGGGCAUCGCCCAGAGCCCCUGGAGCAUCCAAGGGUCCUGGCCCCUGAACCUCCUGAUGUGAGCUCCUCAGAUCCCUUGAGCAUGGUGCGGUCUUCGCCGGGCCAAAGCCCCAGCUACACUUCCUGAAGCCACAAACUCUUUAUUGUUGGGUCUCCUCUUUAAUUUAUUGGGUUAUUUAUCUUAUUUAUUUUUCUUACUUGGAAUAAUAAAGAAUCUGAG
This is a messenger RNA of Hipposideros armiger (great roundleaf bat), 878 nucleotides long. It is a transcript of the gene FGF21, whose product is annotated as fibroblast growth factor 21. NCBI's taxonomy places the organism in Eukaryota, Metazoa, Chordata, Mammalia, Chiroptera, Hipposideridae. The record is from RefSeq and is a predicted model, not a curated record. The transcript has 3 exons. Bases 159 to 785 code for a protein of 208 amino acids. Gene Ontology annotation, molecular function: growth factor activity.